Molecule: messenger RNA, 1024 nt
Organism: Anopheles aquasalis
Lineage: Eukaryota; Metazoa; Arthropoda; Insecta; Diptera; Culicidae
Molecular function (GO): carbohydrate binding
Source: RefSeq, a predicted model, not a curated record
CGUUAGUUAGUGUUCAACGUUCAAUCAGACAAGAUGUAGAACCGUAAGCAAUCAAUCCUUCUAGCCACCGCUCUUACGCUGCUGGUGCUGGUAGGCUGCCUGUUGGACCACACGGAGGCGAAAAGGAAAAGCUCCAAAAGCCACCGCCACCGUCCGAAGGGUGUGAACAUCGAGAUCUACCAUCCGAAGGGCGUGAUGGUGUGGUAUCCCUACCGCACCGAUCUCGAGCUGUUCGGAAUCGAAAUCUACAUCAACAAAGACCAGAACGCAGCACCAGAAACGACAUCAUCCUCCUCGGAGGAAGUGGUCCGUCCGGUUUGCGACAUUUGCCUCAACACCACGGAGGUUUCGUAUGGAAAGUUUAUUCUGCGCGCCGAGAACGCAAUCAUCCGUGGCCGUGAUCGUGUCACGUACCGUGCGAUCUUGAAGAAAACCAACAGUGAGCCUCGCAUUUCGUGCAGCAAUGAGUUCUACGUUUCAGAGAGUCGCAUUCUGCUGGGCAGCGUCAACGGGGAGGCCAUCGCUUGUAAUAGCGCCACGACGGAACCGCGUAUUGGUGACGCCAGCGAUAAGGCGUUGCGCGAUGAGAUCAAGCUGCUCGAGGACAUCCUUCUCGAGGUGAACCAGGAGUGCAAUGCUAGCCAGAACCAAACGAAGCAACUGCACUUGAUCGCCGAAACACCGACGCGUUACAAUGCGGCUGAACUGUUUGAGUUCGCGACCAACUGGCUAACAAGUGCGCUUCCGUCCGUGAACUGGAACCGAACGAUGGUGGAUGCGUUCUACGUGAUAAACGGUGGCAUUGGAGUUGAGGUGGCUACCAUCAUUGACAAACUGAAGAUCCUCAAGAUGGCUCAGGGACUGCCGGAUCAGCCGAUCACCGAUCUCGAUACGUUCCAGAACGAAGAUUUCACGAACGAGAUCGAUAUGUGGUAGAGGCACGUUUGGGUUGACGAAAUUUUAAUCUCCUGCCUGGUAACGAGUUUUAUAGAAAUAAAUUACAGUUUUGAUUGUUUACGUGUAA